AUGGGAUUCGUCAACAUUCGUAACGCAUCGCAUUCUCCACCUUCCUCGUCUACUCAGCCUCCUUCGCUCUUCCUUCCUUCUCUUUACCGCCCACCAAACUCCCCCACUUCCAUGACACUACCAGUUAUCAUUGAAUUUAUCAUUUCUUUUCUCUUUCUUUUUUUCUUAUUCUCACAUUUUUACACUUUCUUUCUUAGUUUAUUUUUUCUCCUUUCUUUCAGCUUCUCGUCUUUCUCGAAACCUCUUUGGUUUUCAUUCAUUCUUUAUUCUACUAAUUUUUCAUUUAUUCACUUUACAUCUUCCUUUCUUACUGUCUUUCUUUUUUCUUCCUUAAAUAAUUUUAUUAUCUUCUUUUACUUCUCUUUUUUAACCUUUGAUAACUUCAAAAUUUUCUUUCUUUCUUUCUUUCUUUCUUUUUCUUUCUUUCUUAUCAUAUCAGUAUUUCGUAUGGCGCCCACAAGUAACUGCAUCGCGGCUCUUCGUCUCUUCUCCACAUCCUGGGCGAGACAACAAAUUACAUAUCUAUCUAUCUAUCUAUCUAUCUAUCUAUCUAUCUAUCUAUCUAUCUAUCUAUCUAUUUUUUGUAUGUAUCUAAAUGUGAACAUAGUUACUUAG
Molecule: messenger RNA, 615 nt
Organism: Acanthosepion pharaonis
Lineage: Eukaryota; Metazoa; Mollusca; Cephalopoda; Sepiida; Sepiidae
Source: the annotation of a GenBank genome assembly